AUGCAAAAAUCUCAGUCAGAAGAGCUCAAAUACCCUCAUACUUCACAGCCAAUCGUCAAGAUGAAGCUCGCUACCUCUGUCAUCCUCCCUCUUCUUCCUGCGCUCUCAUCGGCAGCAGUGAUUCGUCGUCAGAAUGGCGAUGGACCACAAGGAGGCACAGACUCCACUCAGGGCGAUCUCGGUGCACGACCUCUUCCACGAUUCCCUUUCCCGGUUACCAAGUUCCCGGUACCGACCGAGACGGUCGUCCUCAACGAGACCAUGUACAUACAGCCCGGCCAGGUCUUCGAUGGGCAGAUGAAGCGUUAUGAGCGCGUGGAAGGCUCGUGCAACGAACAGGCGGAAGGAACAGAUGCCGAUGCUGUCUUCAAUCUUCUACCUGGUGCCACAAUUAGGAAUGUGGUCAUUGGAAAGCACCAAAGCGAGGGCAUCCACGCGCUAGGCGAUGCAUGGGUCGAGAAUGUCUGGUGGGAGGACGUGUGCGAAGAUGCCCUUACUUCCAAGGGCCUCAACACCCAGCUUCGCGUUAUCGGAGGCGGUGCUCGGUCCGCAACCGACAAGAUCUUCCAGGACAACUCGCUAGGCGGAAAGUUCAACAUCACUGGAUUCUACGCCGAGACUUUCGGCACCUUCUACCAGUCGUGCGGCAACUGCUUGAACCAGGCGAAGCGCAACGUCACCAUCCAGAACGUCAUUGCCAUCAAUGGCACCAGAAUGGGCAUAAUUUCACCCAACUACGGUGACGAGUACCGCAUCAAGAACGCGCAGGUUGUAGACGUCGAGCGCUGGGUCGACAAGGAGAUCGGGAACAACGUUCAGACCGUCCCAUACACUGUUGGAACAGGCCCAGAUGAGAAGUACGCGCUGUACAACUUGACACGCGACCACCUUACCGACUUCGAGGGCGAGAUUCUGAACCAGUAUGUUCCGGAGAACCCGUACGAGUGGCUGGAGGAGUUCUGGCCGGAGGGUACCGGUGCCGCGAGGAAGUAG
Molecule: messenger RNA, 993 nt
Organism: Alternaria novae-zelandiae
Lineage: Eukaryota; Fungi; Ascomycota; Dothideomycetes; Pleosporales; Pleosporaceae
Exons: 4
Coding region: 1-993 (330 amino acids)
Biological process (GO): pectin catabolic process
Cellular component (GO): extracellular region
Molecular function (GO): pectate lyase activity
Source: RefSeq, a predicted model, not a curated record